UGGUUGGAAUCACUGCUUCACACUUGUGUAGAGCCAUGUGCUUUCGAUCCGCUCCGAAUUUUAUCACAACAAACGACAAAAACAUAAAAAAUAUAUCGGUAUGAGAUCGAUUUAAAUUACUUUUCACAAAAUGCAUUAUCGCCUAAUAUUCCGUGCGUUAUUAUCGAGUACUGUGAAAAAUGCGAGAAAAAGUAUUCAUACAACUGCUGGAUAUAAAGUGCCGGAUGUUUGGCAGCCGAAUAAGAAAGGAGGAACUUACAAUCGAGAACAGGACGAGAAAAAAAGUCCCGAAGAAGAGGAAUGGGAGGAGCAGAGUUUUGGCGAGAAAAUUAAAGGAGAAUGGAGCAUGAUCAAAAAAGAAUUUGCCAAAUUCAAGGACGAGUGGAAGGAAAAUUUGAAGGGUCCUGUUGUCAUCUUCAGAAAGGGAGAAGUUGAUGUUAUUUGGAGGUUUAGUGAAGAUAAAGAAUGUCUCAACAAUUGGAUUGUGUCCACUGACAGUGAUAAUAAUGAAGGGUAUUCUACUGCAAAAUUGGAAUUAUCGCCACACGGAUCGGGCAUAUUUAGUGGAAAUUUGGACCUGCGAGUUCCAGAAGAUGGAGAAGUUCAUUACGCAGGAUAUGCAAAUUUAAGGUCUUUAAAUCACACGAUAUCAUUCGGGCGAGAAUCCACAAUGGAUUGGUCCGUGUACACCCAUCUGCGAAUGAAAAUUCGAGGCGAUGGUCGCACUUAUAUGAUAAAUAUAGGAGUCAAGCAAACUUUUGACGUCCAGUGGUUCGAAUUGUACAAUUUCGUUCUGGCGACAAGAGGCGGACCUUAUUGGCAAAUUAUUCGCAUUCCACUCAACAAAUUUUUCCUGACUCACAAAGGCAGAGUUCAGGAUCGACAGCGCCCCCUCGAGAAGAACAAAGUCAACAAUAUAGGAUUUACUUGUGCGGACAAAGUUCCGGGGCCUUUCAGACUCGAGAUCGAGUAUAUUGGCAUUGAGUCCGACGAGUCUUGCACGGAAGAGUUUGCAUAUGAGUCUUAUGAUGUGGACACUAUGAAAUUGUAAUCUGUUGAUGUUUCGAGAAAAUGUAUGAUAUAGAAUAGUUUAUUGCUAAUAUACAAAUUAAAACGUUGUUGGUUUGGA
Molecule: messenger RNA, 1129 nt
Organism: Belonocnema kinseyi
Lineage: Eukaryota; Metazoa; Arthropoda; Insecta; Hymenoptera; Cynipidae
Gene: CIA30
Product: complex I intermediate-associated protein 30, mitochondrial
Exons: 2
Coding region: 131-1051 (306 amino acids)
Biological process (GO): mitochondrial electron transport, NADH to ubiquinone; mitochondrial respiratory chain complex I assembly
Cellular component (GO): mitochondrion
Source: RefSeq, a predicted model, not a curated record